UUCAGAAUUGACCAAGAGGAAACGCAUAUUUGGUGCUGACGCAAUCUUCUUGGCAUAGUUAUUUAACAUAAGGAAACUCCCACAGGGAAAGGCUUAAAAGAGCUCAGGGAAGGCUGAGACACUUGUCAGACUGUGCCGGCAGUCCAGAGAGCGUGCCGAGUGUUUACGUUCAGUUUCCAACAGGUGACAGCAUGAACGCCGGCCAAGGCCUGCAUCAUUUUUCUUGCAGCUCUCUCAGGGGCGUUGGAGGAUGCGGCUUUACCCACGCAGUCGUUCCCUACAGGGCUGCCAGCAUGCAUGCGGGGAAUAUGACUUAUAUUCCCAUUUCCAUUGAAAAUCCAGCCUGGGUGACCUGUGAGGCAGGGCGGGGAAGCGCUUGGGAGAGCCACGGGAACAUCUUCUUGGACAGAAGCGAGAAGCAGACGAUGCAAGAGCUGAACGACCGCUUGGCUACCUACCUGGAACGGGUGCAUUCUCUGGAGGAGGCCAACACUCAGCUGGAGGGCUGCAUCCGGGAGUGGCACAAUAAGAGAUCUCGGGGCAACCAGUACGACUUUAAGGAAUACGAGCAAAACAUUCUAGACAUGCACGAGCAGAUUGAAAAUGGACGGGUUACCAACGCAGGCGUUGUUCUUCAGAUUGACAAUGCUAAAAUGGCAACAGAGGACUUCAGGAUCAAGUAUGAGAAAGAAAAAGCACUCCGUCAAAGCGUGCAGAAUGAUGUUGAACAAAUCCGUAAGGAACUUGAUAAUAUGACAAUCAUCAUAACUGAUCUGGAAAUGGAGAUUGAAGCUCUCCGAGAAGAUCAUAUACUCAAGAAGAAAAAACAUGAACAGGAUAUGGCAAUGCAUUCCUCUUCCGAGGACUUGAAGGUGGACGUGAAGGUGAACACAGCCCCACCAGAAGAUCUGGCCAAGAUUCUGGCAGGCAUAAGAGAAGACUAUGAAGCAAUAAUUGAAAAGAACAGCAAAAGCCUUGAAGCCUGGUACCAACGGCAGUUUGCAAAAGAGUCGACUGAAGCAAGCCCCAACCGUGAAGAACUACAAACUGCUCGGAAAGAAAUCAUGGAACUGAAUCGCACACUGCAAGCCCUGGAAAUUGAUCUGCAGACCCAGAUAAACAAGAAAUAUGCCCUGGAGAACAGCUUAGAUGAAACCAGAUCUCGCUACUCCUAUCAACUCCAAAGUAUCCAACACGUCAUCUCCAAAUGUGAAGAAGAGCUCGCUGAUCUCCGCCACGAUGUCAAGCGUCAAAAUAACCAGUACAAAGUACUCCUGGGAAUAAAAACUCGCCUGGAAAAAGAGAUUUCCACUUAUCGCCAGCUGCUGGAAGGAAAGAUCAGUGGGACGACAGGCUCUGGGUCAAGUUUUAAAGAACAUGAAGGUUCAAACAGCCAAAAUCUCAAGAAAAUUGUGCGAGACAGUGUGGACGGGCACGUUGUUGCCACACACACUGCUGAGAUCAAAAGACAGGCGUGAC
Molecule: messenger RNA, 1479 nt
Organism: Euleptes europaea (tarantolino)
Lineage: Eukaryota; Metazoa; Chordata; Lepidosauria; Squamata; Sphaerodactylidae
Product: keratin, type I cytoskeletal 23-like
Exons: 8
Coding region: 192-1478 (428 amino acids)
Molecular function (GO): structural molecule activity
Source: RefSeq, a predicted model, not a curated record